Messenger RNA from Suillus fuscotomentosus, 1803 nucleotides. RefSeq lists its product as uncharacterized. The transcript is spliced from 9 exons. The coding region runs from base 1 to 1803 and encodes 600 amino acids. The record is from RefSeq and is a predicted model, not a curated record. NCBI's taxonomy places the organism in Eukaryota, Fungi, Basidiomycota, Agaricomycetes, Boletales, Suillaceae.
AUGCAUGUUCAACAGGAAUUACGGACUGGUACUGAAAAAGUCUGGCGGGAGUUCUUCGAGCGUUGGCCAGAGCGCAGUAUCAUCCUUGUGCAGGUGCCAGCUGAUCAAGGACUGACAGAAGAACAAGAAAGCCUCUUAAAAGCGGCGGUCAUCAAACGACGAAAGCUCCAAUUAUCGAAUAUGGGCAGGUGGGCGACAAAAGAACAGAUAGAAUUUCUGGAGAGGUUCCUUCCUGAGUACUGUGAAUGCAUGUUCAAUAAAAAUUACAAACCGGUACUGAAAAAAGUCUGGCGGGAGUUCUUCGAGCAUUGGCCAGAGCACAGUAUCAUCCUUGCGCAGGUGCCAGCUGAUCAAGGACUGACAGAAGAACAAGAAAGCCUCUUAAAAGCGGCGCAAAUCACAAGUUGGUACCGGUGGCAGACUAAUGUGUCGUGUUUGAGCCGUACCAGUGGGGCAAAGGGGCUGCUCAAAUUUGAUGCGGUGUUGGCAGGUGGGGUAGGACUGAGUGGUACACGUGCACCCAAGAAGAUGCAUAUCUAUUCACAUGAGUAUUAUGCGGAGAAAGUUAGGAUCGAUGCAGACCAAGCUAUUCAUGAAAACAACAUCGCUCACCAUGGUGCCAAGUUGAACAAGCGCCUCGCUGUCACUCAAGAAAAGUUCGAGGCAGAAAGUGACAAGGUGAAGGAAGAGGUUGAGAGGAAGUAUAGAAAGGCGAAAGCAAAGUUCGCCAAAGCUCGUGAGCGCUUGAAGGGUGGUAAGAUGCCAAAGAUUGAUACAAAUGUGAAAGUCAAGGCCAUCCGGGAGCUAGGUCCAAUGUUAGACCGUAUAUUCCGCUACCUGUCUUAUGCAACCGGCAGCUGGAAGUUUUCGGUCCUCAUGGCUGGGCCUGACCCCACAAAGGGUGGGACGGCGGUAUAUGACUAUCACAUAGGCGAACUCGGGAAUGGUGCUCAAUUCAACACGUUUUGCGAAAAGUUCGACAGCAUCCAGCAAGCAUUCUUGGAAUUUACUGACAGGGCGCUUGAAUUCAAAGCCACUCUGCCUCAAAACGACUCCGAUUCUGACUUGGAGAGCGACGAUAACAGUGAUAACGAGAUGAACAAUAUCCAGACCAAUUCAAUGGAAGGCAGAGCAGAAGCUGGUAGCAUGAAUUUGAACUUUCACACGGACAACAGUCUAUAUAGGAUCUCACCUGAUUUGUUCAACAAUGAGUCACAAGAGCAUUCUGCAUUAUUCGAUAAUGCAGGCCAGGGUUUCUUGUUGCAUGAGCACCAGCAACAGUCUACAUUACCCGACCAGGCUUUUCAAUACCUGGACCUCAAUUUUGGUCAGACAGACCUGGACCCCAGCGUGCAAGCUUUGAUAGCUGGCAGUGAUACUCAAGUUCAGGUGCCUUCCCUGGGCCCUUUCAUCCCAGGUUCUUCGAUUGUUCUCAACAGCGACAUGGAGAUCCAAACGCAUCCCUUGGAUUCAUUCACCCCAAGCUCUACAUUCACCGAGCUGCCAUUAUUCACUCCGAGCUCUGCAAUCUCCAAGCUGCCAUUGGUAUUACCCCCUCCACCAACUCCCCCACAGACCCCACAAAUUUGUCUGCCUGCAGUUCCUGUCGAGCCCAUCCACAAAGAUCUAGAUGUACCUGUACCUUCUUCCCCUCCUAACCAUCGUCGACGUGCAAGGGCACCUGCAGUACAACAGCAAGUGCUUCAAGAAGAACCUCGUCAACACCAUGCACGCAAUGUUACCUUCAACAGGCGUGAGCUCGAUAAUGCCAUUGGAUCUAACGCCAGCGCCAAACAGAAAUGA